Microplitis mediator is the source of this 1878-nucleotide messenger RNA. RefSeq names its product methyl farnesoate epoxidase-like. Gene Ontology annotation, biological process: xenobiotic metabolic process. The record is from RefSeq and is a predicted model, not a curated record. Gene Ontology annotation, molecular function: heme binding; iron ion binding; oxidoreductase activity, acting on paired donors, with incorporation or reduction of molecular oxygen, reduced flavin or flavoprotein as one donor, and incorporation of one atom of oxygen. Bases 345 to 1835 code for a protein of 496 amino acids. Lineage: Eukaryota; Metazoa; Arthropoda; Insecta; Hymenoptera; Braconidae. Gene Ontology annotation, cellular component: cytoplasm; intracellular membrane-bounded organelle. The transcript has 7 exons.
UACUAGUCAGUGUAGUAAAUGGAACUCCAUUUGUAGUAAAUUUAACUACACAUUUUUUUCCGUGGCACAAAAGAACUGAAUAAAGCUUAUUAAUUAAGUAAAUUUACAGUCGGAAUAAAGUAUUUUCAUAAAUGUUGAAUUUUUGAUAAAUGUGAAAAAAUCUGAAUACAACAUUUUAUAAAGAAGUAUUUUUACUGUGUGUCGUCAAGAGGUCAAGUAUAUCUGAGGAUCAUCAGGAUAACUAUAAUUAGAUUCUUUUCAAAUAAAUCGAGCAUACAACGUAGCUAUAUAAGCAGAAGAUUAGGAAUGAAAACGAUCACAGUUAAAUGUAAUUGGCAGAAAAAAUGUUUAUUUUACUCUUGUUUUUAUUCAUCAUGUUAACGAGUGCUUUUUUAAUUUUAAAUUGCCUAAAACCUUACAAAUUUCCACCAGGUCCAAAAUGGUUACCAAUUAUUGGUUGUAUUCUCGAAUUUCAAAAAAUAAGAAAAAAAUUUGGUUAUACUUAUCUUGUUUUUAAUGAAUUGACUAAGAAAUAUGGACAUAUUUUAGGAUUAAAACUCGGUAGUCAAAAGUUUGUAGUUGUGUCAGGUAAUAAUUUAAUAAGAAAAACCCUCAUGAGAUCUGAGAUCCAUGGAAGACCUGAUGGUUUUUUCUUCCGAGUUCGAGCAUUUGGAAAAAGAAAAGGUAUCGUAUUUGCAGAUGGUCCACUUUGGUAUCGAAGCAAACGUAAUACGAUAAAAUAUAUAUCACACUUUGGAUUCGGACAUGGUUUAGGCAAUAAAUAUUUGCAAGAAGAAGCCGAAAUUUUAAUCUGUCAUUUAAAGAAAAAAACUCUAAAUGGCACUAAAAUGAUCGCCAUGAAUAAAGUUUUUGAUAUUGCUGUCCUGAAUUCCUUAUGGAUUUUACUUGCAGGAUAUCGAUUUUCUUAUGACGAUUUUAAACUUGAAAAUAUUUUGGCCACUGUUCAUGAAGCUUUCAAAUCGAAUGAUACUUUGGGAGGAAUUAUUUCUCAUUUUCCGUUUCUUCGAUUCAUUAUUCCAGAAUUAUCAGGCUACACUAGUCUUAUGAAAGUUCUUCAUAAGCUUUGGAACUUUAUCGAUGAUGAAAUAGAAAAUCAUUUAAAAGAAUUCCAGUUUAAUCAACCUGCAAAUAAUUUUAUUGAUGCUUAUCUUCUCGAAUCAUAUGAUGAAAAUUCUAAACAAUGUUUGUUUGAUCGUAAAGAAUUAAUUGUAAUUUGCUUGGAUCUUUUCAUGGCUGGUUCAGAAACAACAAUUGAUUCUUUGACAGCAAUAUUUGCACUUCUCUUUCAUCAUCCAGAUUGGAUGAAAACUUUAAGGAAUGAUCUUGACACUGCUGUUGGGCACAGUAUACCAACACUCAAUCAUAUUCCAGCAUUGCCUCGGAUUGAAGCGUUUUUGUCCGAAGCAAUGAGAGUACUAGUUCUUGCACCUUUAGGCCUUCCUCACAGAACAACUGAGAAUGUUUCGUUAGAAGGUUAUCACAUUCCGAAAGAUACUGUUAUUCUCUUUAAUCUGCACAGCGCAAACAACGAUGAAUCGUGUUGGGAAAAACCAGAAGAAUUUCGUCCCGAGCGGUUUCUUGAUGAAAACGGACGAUAUCAUCGUAGGAAUGAAUUUAUUCCAUUCGGAUUAGGAAAACGAAGAUGUUUGGGGGAAAUUAUGGCGAAAUCAUUACUUUUUUUGUUUUUUACAAAUGUAAUUCAUAAUUUUGAUCUGGAAAUACCAAAAGGACAUAAGUUACCACCAUUAGAUGGUAUUGAUGGUUUUCUUAUAACUCCGAGACCUUAUUUUAUUAAUUUCAUGCAACGUAAUUAAAUAAAAUUGAUUUAAAGAUGUUCUUGCGUGGUUAUUACUAUUG